This is a messenger RNA of Baudoinia panamericana UAMH 10762, 1521 nucleotides long. RefSeq lists its product as uncharacterized. Gene Ontology annotation, biological process: iron ion transmembrane transport. Gene Ontology annotation, molecular function: ferrous iron transmembrane transporter activity. The transcript is spliced from 4 exons. NCBI's taxonomy places the organism in Eukaryota, Fungi, Ascomycota, Dothideomycetes, Mycosphaerellales, Teratosphaeriaceae. Gene Ontology annotation, cellular component: high-affinity iron permease complex; plasma membrane. Bases 250 to 1371 code for a protein of 373 amino acids. The record is from RefSeq and is a predicted model, not a curated record.
UCAACCGACAACUGCGCUGAUCCGGCUUCCCUGAGCCGUUCAUUCCAGCGCCGGUCUCGGAGGUAGCCGGCUGAGUUGAGAAUCGUGUUUCGUUUAGCGACUCCUCGGUGCAUGCCUCGACCUUUCAACUUCCGUGAUUUUGCCAUCUGAUAAGAUCUUGAUCAAUCACCACUCACUCACCCACUACGCUCACGGCAGUCAGUUCUCUUCGUCUUCAGUCCAGCAUCCUGAAACGCCUUGGGCACAAUCAUGACGGUCAACGUGUUUGCCGUGCCUGUGUUCUUCAUCUGCUUUCGAGAGUGCCUGGAGACCGUCAUUAUUGUCUCGGUUCUGCUGGCAUGGCUCAAACAGACCAUUGGGCCAGAUAGGGACCCGGCCACAUACAAGAAGCUCGUCCGCCAGGUCUGGUGGGGAAUCGGCCUUGGUUUGCUGAUAUGUCUCAUUAUCGGAGGUGCAAUGCUUGGAGCCUUCUACGGCCUCGGCAAGGACCUUUACUCCAACACCGAAGACAUCUGGGAAGGUAGCUUCGGCCUACUAGCAACCAUUAUCAUCUCAGCCGUUGGAGCAGCGCUGCUUCGUGUCUCCAAGCUACAGGACAAAUGGCGGGUCAAGCUCGCCCAAGCGGUCGAGAAGAACAACAUCAAUGCGAAAGCGAGCACCUCGAGCAAGUUUAAGCUCUGGUGCCAGAGAUAUGCGAUGUUCCUACUGCCGUUCAUCACCGUGCUGCGAGAAGGCCUUGAGGCUGUUGUCUUCAUUGGUGGCGUCGGACUUAGUCUGCCGGCGACAGCUUUCCCGCUGGCUGUUGUGUGCGGUCUGGGUGCCGGUGUUUUAGUUGGCUAUGCCAUCUACCGUGGCGGCAACACUGCGAAGCUCCAGAUCUUCUUGAUCAUCUCCACAUGCUUCUUAUACCUGGUUGCAGCUGGUCUCUUCUCCAAGGCUGUAUGGUCCUUCGAGACUCACGCUUGGAACUCCAUAAUUGGCGGCGAUGCCAGUGAGGUCGGCUCCGGACCUGGCUCGUACGACAUCACAAAGAGCGUCUGGCACGUAAACUGCUGCAACGCCGAACUCAACGGCGGAGGUGGCUGGGGUAUCUUCAACGCCAUCCUCGGCUGGCAGAACUCGGCUACCUAUGGCUCGGUCAUUGCGUACAACCUCUACUGGGUGACGGUGAUCGCCGGCUUUCUCUCAAUGAGAUACUACGAGAAGAACGGGCAUUGGCCGCUCAUGAAGCCUCGCCGUAGAGACUCUGCUGAUGGAGAGGUUUCGGAUGACUCGUCCCAGGGCGAAGGUGUAAUUGAGGCGUCCAUCGAGAAGAAGGCAGAUGGAGAGGCUCCGAUGACUGCGGCGACAGUCCGCGAGUUGACGGUUUGAGUGUUCCAUGAUGGAAGAGUUUGUCUGUUUCUGAGCGAUCGCUCCGACAGUGAGCGGUAUCUAGUUCAGCGUUGAUAACAAUCCAUUCAAUAUUCUCGGCAUCAUAUCCCCGUGCAUCGAUAGGGACGACUGAGGAAGCGGCGAUAAAGA